CAGUUGGCUACAGUUGUUGCAACUUUUUUCGAAACCUCGGUUUCCCGGGAGAUCCCAGGCGGUGACAGAGCCGGGCCAUGGCGAGAGGCAGGAAGAUGUCCAAGCCCCGCGCGGUGGAGGCGGCGGCGGCGGCGGCGGCGGUGGCAGCGACGGCCCCGGGCCCGGAGAUGGUGGAGCGGAGGGGCCCGGGGAGGCCCCGCACCGACGGGGAGAACGUGUUUGCCGGGCAGUCAAAGAUCUAUUCCUACAUGAGCCCAAACAAAUGUUCUGGAAUGCGUUCCCCCCUUCAGGAAGAGAACUCAGUUGCACAUCAUGAAGUCAAAUGCCAGGGGAAACCAUUAGCCGGGAUCUACAGGAAACGAGAAGAGAAAAGAAAUGCUGGGAACGCGAUACGAAGCACCGUGAAGUCUGAGGAACAGAAGCUCAAAGACGCCAGGAGAGGUCCCCUGGCACCUUUUCCAAACCAAAAAUCUGAAGCAGCAGAACCUCCAAAAACCCCAACCUCGUCUUGUGAUUCUACCAAUGCAGCCAUUGCCAAGCAAGCCCUGAAAAAGCCUCUCAAGGGCAAACAGGCUCCUCGGAAAAAAGCUCAAGGGAAAACGCAACAGAAUCGCAAACUCACAGACUUCUACCCAGUCCGGAGGAGCUCCAGGAAGAGCAAAGCGGAGUUGCAGUCAGAAGAAAGGAAGAGAAUCGAUGAGUUGAUCGAGAGUGGGAAGGAGGACGGCAUGAAGAUCGACCUCAUCGACGGCAAAGGCAGGGGUGUGAUCGCCACCAAGCAGUUCUCCCGGGGCGACUUCGUGGUGGAGUACCACGGGGACCUCAUCGAGAUCACCGAUGCCAAGAAGCGCGAGGCUCUGUACGCACAAGACCCCUCCACGGGCUGCUACAUGUACUACUUUCAGUAUCUCAGCAAAACCUACUGCGUGGACGCCACCAGGGAGACGAACCGCCUGGGCCGGCUGAUCAACCACAGCAAGUGCGGGAACUGCCAGACCAAGCUGCACGACAUCGACGGGGUGCCGCACCUCAUCCUCAUCGCCUCCCGAGACAUCGCAGCCGGGGAGGAGCUGCUGUACGACUACGGCGACCGCAGCAAGGCGUCCAUCGAGGCCUACCCCUGGCUGAAGCAUUGACCACAGCCGCCACCGCCCCUCCAGGACAGAGUGCCCUCAAAGGGAAAUGGGGUGUUUUGGGUUUUGGUUUUGGUUUUGGUUUUUUUUACACACUUACUCUUAGCAGAUUACUUCAGAUGUUUUUUAAAAAGUAUAUUAAGAUGCCUUUUCACUGUAGUAUUUAAAUAUCUGUUACAGGUUUCCAAGGUGGACUUGAACAGAUGGCCUUAUAUUACCAAAACUUUUAUAUCCUAGUUGAUUUUGUACCUUUUUUGCAUACAAGCCGAACGUUUGUGCUUCCGUGCAUGCAGUCAAAGACUCAGCACAGGUUUUAGAGGAAAGAGUGGAACAUGAACUAGGAAGCCGGGUGAGAGCCUCCUGCCUCAGCCUCAGAGCCAGGACCCCCGCCCCACCCCACCCUGAGGACAGGCGGGGCCAGGGGACCUUGCUGCCCCACAGCCUGCCCAGGGUGUCCCCAAGCUCUUGCUCCCCUCACGUCCGACAGGCUCACCAUGAAGCAUGUGAAUCUUUUUUAAAAGAAGGGUUCACAGUAAGCUCGUCUUCCCCUCUGCUUUCUUGAAAGCUUCCUGGGCCCGAGCGUGCGGGCCAGGCAUGAAGUCGCUCUUCCAUAGACUGCUGCUUUUCGGGGUUCCCCAGGGGACUGGGGGACUCACGCCAGAGGCCGGCAGGGCUGCCCAAAUCUGGGUGCAUUCUUUAUAGAAAUGUGAACACUGAAUUUAUUUUAAAAAAUAAUAAUAAAAUCUCAAAAAAAUUUUAAAAAAAGAAAAAAGGAAAAAAAAAAAAACCCACAGAAAACAACUUACUUGCCGGGCAUGGUGGCGCAUGCCUGUGAUCCCAGCACUCGGGAGGCUGAGGCAGGAGGAUCGCUGUGAGUUCUAGGCCAGCCUGAGCUACAGAGCAAGACCCUGUCUCAAAAAAAAAAAAAAAAAAGAAGCAACUUACUUGUAUAUAGGUCUUCAAAUGAGUGAAGUGGCUGCAUUUUUGGUUUUGUUUUAGGGGCUUGGGCUUUUGUUUGGUUUAUGUAGGAGAGAUUUGAGAUGGUUCUCUAUUCUAAUCAAAAAUAAAGUUUGGUAGUGGGACCAGAAAUGACUCCUGCUCCCACCUGCCUGGCGCUGCUGGGUUGAAAGUUCCAGACCUGCUGUCUGGACCUUGUUAGACCACCUGGUGCCCUCGCUGUGAGGACAGGAGUUGAGGUGGGACAGGCAGCCAGGAUGAGGCUGGGGUCUCGCCUCAGAGGUGACAGCAGGAGCAGGUGGCUUCCAAUUCUCACUCCACCAUGGCUCUGGGUCCCUGACUCCUGCCCUGCCACCUCGGGCCUCCCUCAGGCCGGUGCUACCCAGAAAGUCUUCCCCACCCCAGCCUGGUCCUCGAAUCCAGGAUCCGCCGGGAGCAUGUUGAUGGGAGAGAAAAUGUCUUGGUUGUACCUAUUUGUGGUUUCGCUUUGUAUUUAACCAAGCAAACAAAAACAGGAAAUGAACUUGAAAAUUAUUUGUCAUCAUAAAAAUGAAACAAUAAUUAAAAUAUUUAUUGCCAGGCAA
Heterocephalus glaber (naked mole-rat) is the source of this 2674-nucleotide messenger RNA. RefSeq names its product lysine methyltransferase 5A (gene Kmt5a). Gene Ontology annotation, cellular component: polytene chromosome; nucleus. The record is from RefSeq and is a predicted model, not a curated record. Gene Ontology annotation, molecular function: protein binding; transcription regulator activity; histone H4K20 methyltransferase activity. Gene Ontology annotation, biological process: regulation of DNA damage response, signal transduction by p53 class mediator; regulation of transcription by RNA polymerase II. NCBI's taxonomy places the organism in Eukaryota, Metazoa, Chordata, Mammalia, Rodentia, Bathyergidae.